Messenger RNA from Oreochromis aureus, 2257 nucleotides. It is a transcript of the gene upf3b, whose product is annotated as UPF3B regulator of nonsense mediated mRNA decay. NCBI's taxonomy places the organism in Eukaryota, Metazoa, Chordata, Actinopteri, Cichliformes, Cichlidae. Gene Ontology annotation, cellular component: nucleolus; cytoplasm. The record is from RefSeq and is a predicted model, not a curated record. Gene Ontology annotation, molecular function: mRNA binding. The transcript is spliced from 10 exons. Gene Ontology annotation, biological process: nuclear-transcribed mRNA catabolic process, nonsense-mediated decay; positive regulation of translation. Bases 312 to 1709 code for a protein of 465 amino acids.
UGGCUCACGCUAGCACCAUUUCUUUCUAAUAGCAAUAAGAAACCAUUCAGAAUAAUUCCUUUCAUGGACAAACUAAUUAAGACUAUAAAUAAAACAAAAUAAAAUAUAUUCUAGUUAUUAAAUUAAUUGCCUAGGCACGACUGAGUUCAUGUACAGCGCCCCACUCCGGCGCUGAUACUAAACGCAGCGCUAACCGUCAGUGAGGAAGUUCCAGUUAGUUCGUUCACUAGCAGAGGCUAACUCGCUGAAAGGUAAACAAGUCAGCUGAAUGAGAUGAGACCCAAGUCCAGGAUUAAGUAAAGUUUUCUGCAAUGAAGGAAGACAAAGAAAACACUCGACCGAAGGAGAAAAGGGUGGAGAUAAAGUAUGAAGAUGGAGAGAAGACGGAGAAGUCCAAGGAAAAGAAGGAGGCCAUGACAAAGAUUGUGAUCAGACGACUACCACCAAGUCUCACCAAAGAGGAGCUGGAGGAGCAACUGCAACCGCUCCCAGAGGUGGACUAUUUGGAGUUCUUCUCUAACGACACGAGCCUUUACCCUCACCUCUUUGCAAGGGCUUACAUCAACUUCAAAAACCAAGAGGAUAUAGUGCUCUUCAGAGAUCGCUUUGAUGGAUAUGUAUUCAUUGACAACAGAGGUCAGGAGUAUCCUGCCAUUGUGGAGUUUGCACCUUUUCAAAAAACUGCCAAGAAAAGAAGCAAAAAAAAGGAUGCAAAGUGUGGAACAAUUGUCGAAGAUCCAGAUUACAAAAAGUUCCUUGAAUAUUACAACGGGGACGAUGAGAAGCUAACGUCUACACCUGAGACCCUGUUGGAGGAGAUUGAAGCUAAAUCAAAGGAACUCGUUGCAAAAAAAACAACUCCUCUGCUGGACUUCCUGAAGAAUAAACAGAGACUCAGGGAGGAGAAGAAAGAAGAGCGAAGAAGGAGGGAACUCGAGCGCAAACGUCUGCGUGAUGAGGAGCGUCGUAAGUGGAGGGAGGAGGAGAGGAGGAAACGCAAAGAGGCAGAGAAGAUGAAGAAGCUCGAGAAACCGCAGGAGAAGGACAAGGACCAAGCUAAAGACGAGCCAAAGAUAAAGCUCCUGAAGAAGCCAGAGAGAAGAGAUGAAGGUGAACCGGAGAAGCCAAAAGAGAAGUCCAAGAAACCAGAGAAGCCAAAUAGAGAAGACAGAUCUUUGGGAGGUUCUGAUCAUAAGAGACGUCAGAACAUCGAGCACAAGGAGGAUCGAGGAAGGAAAGGGGACGAAGAUGGGCGGAAGGAGUUCAGGGAGCGCGACACGGAUCGAGACAGAGACCGUGACCGAGAGCGGGAGAAGGAGCGUCGGCAGAAAGAGAGGGAACGCCUCAAGCGACAGGAUGAGGAGCGUCGGAGAAGAAGGGAACAACAGGAUGGAGACAACUCCUUCAAGAAGCGGGAGGAGGAGGUUAAAAAAGAUAAAGCCUUGGAGAAGAAGAAGGGUGAAAACAUGCCAGACUCCCCACACACUGAGAAGCCAGAGAAGCCUGCUAAAGACAACAAGAAGGAGGAGGGUGGGAAAAGAGAGCGGCUACGAAAUAAGGACCGGCCUGCUAUUCAGCUGUACCAGCCAGGUGCCAGAAGCCGCAACCGUGCUGCAGGAGGAGGAGGAGGAGGAGGAGCUGAAUCCAACUCCACUGACAGAAAGCCAGAUACCGAGGCUAGGAAAGUGGCUGAGAAAGAAGACGACUGAGCAGAUUUCUACCUGCAGCAUUUUUAAGUUUGGCGAGGAGAGAGAAGACAGGCCUGUGGGGCUCAGAGCAGCAGAGUGGCAUUUCGAGGCCACGUGCAGCACAGCAUCGGGGUCUCCCGGUCUCAGAGGCAGAGGUGUGAUUGUGGAGCCUGUUAGUGCCUAAAUGUGACCCUGUUUAGUUUUAUUUGAUCAAAGAGGUAAACUUUGGAAAGAGUUUGGCUGUAGGGCACAUUAGUGAAGCCAAAGCUUUCUUGGACCACGUAAACUCAAAGUGACCUUACUUCAGUAGAGUUUCUCUGAUGGAAAAUGUGUGGUAGGCGCUGAAAACUUUAGCUUUCAACUUGUGUUUCAUCUAAAACUCACUCAAACUUUCCAAUCAGUCAGUAUUUCUACAUUGCAGAGCUCUACAGCAUAUUUUCUACACUCUUUAAUGAUUUUUCUGUUGUAGCAUUGCCACUUUCAGUUUGAAGUGCACACAUAAAAAUGACACCUUUGGCUCAAUCCCAGCGUCCACGCUCACAAACCUUUGAGUUGUGCUUGUGUUAAAU